This is a messenger RNA of Fonsecaea nubica, 4902 nucleotides long. RefSeq lists its product as hypothetical. Gene Ontology annotation, cellular component: eukaryotic translation initiation factor 4F complex; cytoplasm. Gene Ontology annotation, molecular function: cysteine-type peptidase activity; translation initiation factor activity; RNA 7-methylguanosine cap binding. Bases 1 to 4902 code for a protein of 1633 amino acids. The record is from RefSeq and is a predicted model, not a curated record. Lineage: Eukaryota; Fungi; Ascomycota; Eurotiomycetes; Chaetothyriales; Herpotrichiellaceae. Gene Ontology annotation, biological process: proteolysis; translational initiation. The transcript is spliced from 8 exons.
AUGGACUGUGAACUUGGCCGAGAUACUAAUCCUCUGGACAGCACUGGCAAACUAUCGUUGUCUAUGAGAGAUCAGGAGGGUAAGGAUGUCAGUAAGAUAGAUUCUCCUCGCUCCUACAACAAUAGACGUUUCGGCGGCGACACUUCGUCCCACGGCAAAUCGAAUCCCUUCAACGCUCUUUCGCCUUCCGCUACAAAAACCCCCUCUGCGAGCGCAUCCUCGGCAUUUGGACUAGGUAGCGGUGCGUUUGCUUCCUUUGGCUCAGCAAAAACCCCAAAGACCCCGGGUCCAGGGUCGGGUUUCGAUUUUUCAUCACGUGAGAAAAACGAGAAGAAAGAGAGGGAUUCAGAUACACCCGGCGAGAAUUCAGAAACAGAGCCGCUCCAGGGUUCUCCAGGAUCUUUCAGGUCAUCCUCGGAGCAUCCGCUACGAAACACCUGGAACCUCUUCUAUCGGCCCCCUGCCAACAAGUUCUCCGACUACGAAAAAUCGACCCUGAAAUUGGCGUCCAUCAGCUCUGUGGAAAACUUCUGGACAAUAUAUUCUCAUCUGAAGCGGCCAUCCUUGUUACCUAGUGUCUCCGACUACCAUAUUUUCAAGGACGGUAUUCGUCCAGUGUGGGAGGAUGAGGCGAACAAAAAAGGUGGCAAGUGGAUUGUGAGAUUAAAGAAAGGUGUGGCGGACCGCUAUUGGGAGGAUCUGCUAUUGGCCAUCAUCGGUGACCAGUUCCUAGAGGCAGGAGAAGAGGUCUGUGGCGCAGUGCUCAGCGUACGGAGUGGCGAGGACGUUCUGAGUGUCUGGACCAAGAUUGACGGUGGCCGAAACAUCAAGAUCAGGGAGACCAUCAAACGGAUACUUGCAUUCCCUCCCGAUACGAACAUUGUGUGGAAGAGCCACGACGACAGCAUCGCCCAGCGAUCGGCUCUGGACGAGGCCAGACAGCAGAAGAUCAUGGUUGUGCAGGACACAUUGGAAACUCUCAACCGGACUGGUCUCACUUCAGGACACAAAUCACACAUUGGGCAGAGGGGCACGGACGACAAGCCAAGUACCGCACCUCUGGUUCCUCCGAAUUCAAAUGCCUCUCCAUCGCAGUCGAAGAGGGUACAGAUGCCCAGAACUCCUCCGAAACAGCUUACAAAAACCAUAAAAGCCUUUCUUGGGGCGCACGACAAUGCCGCAUGUGCGCCUAUUCAUAUUGAGAGUGACGACGAUAGUGAAACACCCGUCGAGAGCAAGACUUCAACCCGAUCCAGUGACGCGACACUGCGACAAAGUUCUUCGUGGUCAGGAUUAAGUGACAACGACAGGCUGGUGGGAGGAUUGGUUCGACGACACCCCAACCCUGAGCGCAUCGAAGAGCCCAUGAAGAAGCCUUUCAAACCUCCUUCGGGGGUCUAUAAACCAUACAAUACCUUGAACGGAAAGUCGGCAUAUCUCCAUCAGAGGACAUCCCAGUCUCGGACCCCAGUACCCGCGUCAAGUACGAAUUUGCCUUCUAAGAGCGACAUUCACGCCAAUGACCAUUUUACACCCCACAAGAAGCGCAAGAUCGGGGAUUGGGGCGCAUCUGCAAUAUCUCCUACGUCGGCCAUCCCUUCCGACGGGGGCCAAAUCCUGAAUGACUCUGAAGACGAACUUGCUCUAGACACACAGUCGAACGAUGGAAAUGUGUCUGGGAGGCUCCCACGACGACGCCGGUCGGAUGAUAGAGAUGGAAAUGGCGUUUCAACCCAAAGACAUCGAGACAGUAUCGACAGGACUCAGGUGGACCAAGUGAAUCGCUCGUCUCCUCAAGAUGAAAGCGCUUUCACCAAAGACUCUGCACAACGAAGAAAGACCGAGAAGGAUAAGAUACUUGAGAGCCCCCAUGACCUUUCAAAACACCCUCACACCUCCCCAUACUUUAGGUAUCCAGGAACCCGAACAGCGGAUGUCACUCGACAGAGGCAAAAUCCAAAGUGGGCGCAGUCACCGGAGAGUCCGGAUGCACUGCAGAGCACUGAACCUCAAUCUACACCAAAGUCAUAUACAUUCGGCGGUGCACGCUAUCCGGAAAUGAAGACCAUGGAUCUCGGCAAUUUGAUUAUAGGGCACACAUCCAGUUCUGUCGGUCAUAAGCGAUCGAAUGAAACCGUGCAACCCCCAUCCAAGAAGAUAUGCUUUGUCCUCCUGGAAUUUGUGUUCAGGGAAUUUUUUGAUUCUUCGGGCUACAUGAUUGAGCUCGACAGGUCGGCAUCGCAGAUCGCCGUCAAUUUGAAAGACCCGCUCUUGGGGAAUGAGUCGGUUUUCUUACCACGCGGCAUCAACCAAAUCAUCAAGCUUAGACACGGAAACGAUGAGUCGCCAUUGGUGAACCUCCAGUUUGCUCGAACUGGCAUGGAAGAAGAACCCAUGUGGCUCAGAUUCGAAUCGCACAAAAUGGCCUUCGAUUUUGUUAAAUUUUUGACAGAUGUAGAGAAGACGCUGAAAGUUACCACCAAGGACGAGCGUUGGAUGGAGUUGGCUUUCUCAAAAGCCAAAAAUGCUUGCCAACCAAAGGAGAGGCCUUCGACGAAGACUCUCGCAAUGCAGGCACCCACAGCAAGACCAGAAAUCACAUCAAAGGACACUAAGUCGACACUAGAACCACGCGUCAGCUUGAGACGUAGUAGGCUGGUUGACAUGCUGGAUGCACCCCCUGAAGCUUCAGAAGGGCCUCGGAUACCAACGGUCGCGCACAGCAAGAACAGUGUCGACGACAUCGAUCGCGCGCCCCCCGUGGCCAAAAAUAAUUCACCUCUGGCAGCCGAGGAAUCUCCGCCAUUCCAGAUGUCAAAUCACUCAACCGGCAUGCCGCCGCCAUCUGUCACCCGGUCGCGCGCCACCAAGACAGAACCGAGCAUUGAAAAAGGACAGAGCGAGCCCGUUGAAAAGACGAAAGCGUCGCAAACUGGGGUUUUGGGCCGACCCUGGACGAAGGACCUUGUUUACCCGCAACCCGGACGAAGAGCUGCAGUCGUCCCCUUUGAUGAUCUGCAACGAUUGGACGAUGGCCAGUUCCUGAAUGAUAACCUGAUUUUUUUCUUUAUGAGGUAUCUCGAGACACGCAUGGAGAAGAGCAACCCCGAAGUGCUCAAGAGGAUGCAUUUCUUCAACACCUAUUUCUACGAAGCCCUUUCCAAGACCAAAGGGAAGCGAGGUAUUAACUAUGAAUCUGUCAGUCGAUGGACCAAAAACAUCAAUCUAUUCAGCCGUGAUUUCAUAGUUGUGCCCGUCAACGAGAACUACCACUGGUAUCUCGCGAUCAUCUGCAAUCUUCCAUACUUCCGUCAGGAACAGACAAUGAACAGCGGUUGGUCUGAGGACGUGCAGCUGGGUGACCAGCCAAGCGAGGAAGGCGAGAAGAAUUCUGAUCAGCAGAUGGAUGACACACAGAGAAUAUUGGCCAAGGUCCUACGCACUGUCGAAGAGGGAGACAGUCUGUUUGAAGAUCGGCCGAAGUUUAAGAGACGGAAAGUUGUUCGCAGGUCACUCCCAAAGUACGACGUGACCAAGCCUGUCAUCAUCACUUUGGAUUCUCUGGGCUCAGCACGAUCGGAAACAUGUUCACAGCUCAAGCAAUACAUAGUAGCAGAGGCUCGAGACAAGCGGAAUCUGGACAUUGAUCUGAGUGAGCUCAAGGGAAUGACGGCCAAGGAAAUCCCCACUCAAAACAAUUUUACCGACUGCGGCCUGUAUCUGUGCAUGUACCUGGAGCAAUUUGUCGCUGAUCCAUACACUUUCGUGCGGCGCAUUUUACAGCGGGAAGCGAAUGAACAACAGUGGCCGCGCGAAAUUCGUAGCCAGGAUUUGAGAUCAAGGUUGCGGCAACUAAUCCUGGAGAUGCACCGACGGCAAGAAAAAGAACCCCGGGAAAUGGAGGAGCCUUCUAUUGGAAACAUCUUGAUCAAUACAAGAGAGAUAUCUCGCUCGCCGCCAGUGACCCAGAGAACAGCCACAAGGCAUGAGGUCAAAGAAGCGAAGAAGAGGUUCGAAGACAUAACUCACAGCAAGCCUUCCGAAUCCAACAAGGGAAGGGAAUGUGUGUCUCCUGAGCUUGGGUCGAACGUCACGAAAGCAAGCCCUGGUGCCAGGGUGAUUUCAGAGACUCCGGAAGGUUCUGACGAGGAGGAUGUGCGAACAACAUCAAAGGACCAGAUGCUGGAGCAAAAUCCCCGACGGUACUCGGACGUUGAACCUUCUUCUCGGGACACACGAUUUCGUGCAGCCCGUCUGAGAGAUACGCAGACCACACGAAACGUCGACCGGAGUUUGCGCUCCCCCACGGCACCCACAGACCAGGCCACUUACGCCUCGCAUCCAACUAUUGAACACCGCUCUGAUAAAAGACGAAGGUUAAGUCGUGCGGAUGAUUCGGACUUGAGACGAAAGUCCCGAUCUUCGAGCCUAUCAAGCGACCUGACAGAUUACCUUUCUGGGCCGACUAGCGCCGCGCGUUUUCUCCCUAGGAUUGAGGAACACGCAGCGCGCUUUUCUGCUUCUUUAUCUCCUCACCGGAAUGUGAGAGGCGAUUCAGAUGAGGAAAUUGGUACGAGCAAGAAGAGUGGACCGGGAAACACUGCUAGGAUUGGGGAAAGUCAUCGUGCGAGUCCUGACACUGAAGUCAUCGGGGAAAGGAAAGCUGGGUCGGGCAGAGAUGUCCACCUUCUGACGAAGCGAAAGCGACCAUCCGAGAAAGCUACAGCACCCAAUUCUACAAGUGAGCAUGAGGAAUGGGCUAGAGGCGAUGUGAAGCGGGAAUCACCUCGGGUUCGACGACAUGAUUUUUCAUCCGCCCACGGCGACGUUCGAUCUAGUCGACAAAGGGAGAGAAAGGCUAGAUAUGGCGGGGAGGAUGAGGAGAUGCUUUUCCACUCGUGA